AUCUGCCUUCUUGCUCACCCACAUUGAGCUAAUCUGCAUAUUGACCACUUUUCGCCCAGAUCGUAACACUUCACUAGACCGCCGCCAACACAAGAGCCAUAGCCAGUCGUGCGCUGGAAGAAGAGCUGGAAUUGUUUUUCCUUGCCGAGGAAAUUUCCCAGGAUGCUGUAUUCUUUCACGUUUUUGAGAAUGGAAGAAGAGCUAGAACCGUAUAGCCGUAACACUUAACUAAAUUGCCUCCUUGCUGAGGAUGCUGUAAAAAUAAUUCCACGGUUUUGAGAAUGGAAGAACAGGCCCAAGGCAGAUGUUGGCAUGGUGAUCCUCGAAGCAAAGGCGUCUAUCAAAAACCUCCAUCUAAUUGGCUACAAGGCAAGUUGCGUACAGAGCAACUUUCUUUGAUUUAACCCCUUUUUUGCUGUAUUGAUUCACUUUUUUAAUUUUCCGAUUUUUAUUGUAUUUAUUUUUUUCAAAACGGAGGCAAAAGAUUUGCCUCAUCUAUUUUUAUUGUAUUUAUCACUAGCUUAAAAACACACACUAGGAAACUCUCCUGCUGCUUUCGGGUCAUUAUCGCCGCGGAAAAAUUAUUUGCCCGUGGAAGAAGGAUAGCUAACCUAUGAGGCUAUGAUUGCUUGCCAGGUGCCGACUGCUCCAUGCUUGUGGCCGCAAAUUCGCCAAGCUAGUCAAGGUCCCACGCCACAUAAGAGGCUAUACUCCAGCGAGCAAACGUAAGCCUGUAAGUAAAACACUCAGACGAUGAUAAUACUCACUUCAGACAAAGCAUGACAGUGCCAACUUCUGAAAUCUGGGCCAAACACUCUCGAGUCUAUCGCUGGUGAGAAUAUCUUUAUAUAGGUGACUGAGAUGCAAUGGCAGCAUGCAGCUACCAUCAACAUUGCCCACAGCUCCUCACGCAGCCAACAUACAUUACACAGAUGCGAGCAUCGAGUGACAUGGCCCGUUCAUGCAUUCCGGUCAUGCUCAUGGCCACCAGCUUGCUGCUAAUGCCGUUCGUGGCUGUUUCAUCUCCUGCUCCGAGCAACAACACCGACCUUGCCGCGCUGCUGGCUUUCAAAUCCCAGUUGUCCGGCCAAAAUUUGGCCGAUAACUGGACAACUGAUGUGUCCUUCUGCACCUGGACCGGUGUGUCGUGCAGCCGGCGCCACCACCAGCGUGUCACCGCUUUGGAGCUGCCGGACAUUCCCCUCCAAGGAGAGCUCAGCCCUCACCUCGGUAACCUCUCUUUCCUCCACACCCUCAACCUAACCAACACAAACCUCACCGGUUCCAUCCCAGCUGACCUUGGAAGAUUAGCUCGUCUUAGGUAUCUUGGUCUUGGCCACAAUAGCCUAUCGGAUACAAUCCCAUCUACCAUUGGAAACCUCACCAGGCUCCAGUAUCUGGUCCUAAGUUUCAACCAGCUCUCUGGGCAGAUCCCCACUGAGGUGCGAAACAUGCGUAGCCUUACGUUCCUCUCUCUCCAAAGAAAUUCCAUUACCGGCCUCACGCCAAAUUUUUCAUUUGAUAGCACACCUUCACUGAGCCACAUCGAUAUUCGGAACAAUAGUCUGUCCGGCCCAAUACCAUCUGGUAUUGGCUCCUUGCUCCUGCUCCAGGUUCUUCGCUUGAACUGGAACCUGCUCUCCGGUCCAGUACCUCCUACCAUCUUCAACAUGUCUAGGAUUGUUGACUUGCGUCUGGGGCACAACAAUCUAACAGGUCAUAUACCUAGCAAUAGAAGCUUUAGUCUCCCCAUGUUGCUAAUACUUAAUCUUUAUGAGAACAAAUUCGAGGGUCAAAUUCCAUUGGGCCUUGCAUCAUGCCAGCACCUUAGGGAACUUAUCAUUCCUGGAAAUCUAUUCGUGGAUGUGGUGCCGACAUGGCUGGCUUCGCUACCACGGCUUACUGCAAUUUCUAUGGGUGGCAAUGCCCUAGUUGGCCCGAUCCCACCUGUGCUUGGAAAUCUCACCAUGCUCAGCGCACUUGACAUCGCAGACUCCAACUUAAGCGGAGAUAUUCCUGUGGAAUUGGGAGAACUGAGACAACUCACUUGGCUGCACCUUGCAAACAAUCAGCUAACAGGUCCCUUCCCAAAAUUUCUAGGAAAUUCGACAAAAAUGUCUUCCUUAGAUUUGAGUGUCAAUCAACUGACUGGACCAGUACCGUUAACACUUGGAAAUAACAGGCCUCUUAUCGUUCUCUAUAUUCAAGAGAAUCAUCUCCAAGGGGAUCUUAGUUUCUUGGCCAGCCUUUGCAAUUGUCAACAACUUCAAGUCCUUGUCAUAUCGAAUAAUUCUUUCACUGGGAGUAUCCCUAGCUAUUUUGGUAACCUCUCGACUAACCUGGUAAUAUUUGGAGCAGAUAACAACCGUUUGGUUGGUGGGCUUCCAACAACACUAUCAAAUCUUACCGGUCUUCGUGUGAUAAGCUUUUCCAACAACUAUCUUACCAAAGAAAUACCAGAAUCCAUUCUUAAGUUGGAGAAUCUCCAGGCACUUGUUCUCUCUGGAAAUAGAAUGGCUGGCCAAAUCCCUGUACAAAUUGGUAUGCUGGGAAGUAUCGUACAGUUAAUACUCAGGGACAAUAUGUUAUCUGGCUCCAUACCAGAUGCCAUGGGAAACCUCACCAUGUUAGCUGAGGUUUUAUUAUCUUAUAAUCAUUUAUCUUCGACCAUACCAUCAAGCUUGUUUUAUCACAGGAACCUUAUGAAACUAGAUAUGUCAUAUAACUCCCUAACUGGUACAUUACCUUCUGAUCUUAGCCAUAUGCAAAAUAUGGACUGGAUAGAUCUUUCUAGUAACCUCUUGUCUGGUAGCCUUCCAGGUUCAUUUGGACAGGUUGCCAUAUUAUUAACCUACCUAAAUCUUUCGCACAACUCAUUUAAGGGUUUAGUUCCAAACUCUUUCAGCCAAUUAACCAACUUAGAAACACUGGACCUAUCCUCAAAUAAUCUUUCAGGUACGAUACCAGACUACCUUGUUAACUUCACUUACCUUUCUUCUUUGAACCUCUCCUUCAAUAGGUUAGAAGGGCAAAUACCAAAUGGAGGUGUUUUUUCGAACCUCACCUUACAAUCUUUGAUGGGGAAUGUUGGGCUAUGUGGCGCUCCUCGUCUCGGACUGUCACCGUGCCUGCACAAGUCUAACUUGACUUAUAGUCGACACAUCCACAAGUUUAUACUCCUGGUUGUCAUCAUUGGAGUUGGUGCAUUUGCAGCCACCAUUUACCUAAUGAUCAGAAAGAAAAAUAAGAAACAUUCUUAUGGUACGACUUCUACUAGCAUGACUGAUCUGAUCAGCCAUAGGUUAGUAUCCUACCAUGAGAUUGUUCGUGCCACUGAAAAUUUCAAUGAGGACAACCUACUUGGUAUUGGAAGUUUUGGCAAAGUUUUCAAGGGCCAACUAGAUGAUGGUUUUGUGGUUGCAAUAAAAGUGCUCAAUAUGCAAGUCGAGCAGGCCGUGAGGAGUUUUGAUGCUGAAUGUCAAGUGUUGCGCAUGGCUCGACAUCGCAACUUGAUACAAAUAUUGAAUGCGUGUUCCAGCCUGGAUUUCAAGGCACUGCUUCUUCAGUACAUGCCCAAUGGUAGCAUGGAGACACACUUGCACAACGAAAAUAGGGAACCACUAAGAUUCAUGCAGAGAUUGGACAUUAUGCUUGGCGUGUCAGAGGCAAUGGAGUACCUGCACCAUCAUCAUUUCCAAGUUGUCCUGCACUGCGACCUGAAGCCUAGCAAUGUGUUGUUCGAUGACGACAUGACGGCGCAUGUUGCCGACUUUGGCAUUGCAAAGUUACUUCUACGUGAUGACAACUCCAUGGUUUCAGCAAGUAUGCCGGGGACAAUUGGGUACAUGGCCCCUGAGCUAGCAUUCAUGGGAAAGGCAUCACGAAAGACUGACAUGUUCAGCUUCGGGAUCAUGUUGCUUGAAGUCUUCACAGGGAAGAGGCCCACGGACGCUAUGUUCGUCGGGGAAUCUAGCCUCAGAUGGUGGGUUUCGCAAGCAUUUCCAGCAAAGCUCGUUGAUGUUUUGGAUGAGAAGCUACAACAGGGUGAAGAAAUGAACCUUGCAUUCCAUCACCAAACAAUUAAUACUUCUUCGUCGACAUCCUCCAUUGCCUGCAAUGGAAACUUUCUUGUGUCGAUAUUCGAACUGGGUCUAGAGUGUUCGGACGACUCUCCUAGUCGGAGGGCAAGCAUGAGCGACGUGGUCGUGAGGCUCAAAAACAUUAAGAAGGAUUACUUUGCUUUCAUGGUGGCAACUCAAAGCGCGCAACAACAUUCAUGAGAUACUGUUUUAGUGCAUCUAUGUAGUGCAUAAUUUUCAGUUUUCCACUAACAAUAUUUAUAUGGUAGUUAUUUUAGGAAAAUAACAAUACACCGGUGGAAAGAGGAUUUUCUGCAACUGGUUGCCGGUGCAAGUAAUAUUCUCUCUCCUCUUCAUUUUUUUUCUGAUUCUCAAAAAAUGUGAAAUGAUUCAGGAAUGUUAGUAAUGCUAUGUAAUGCUUACUUGUAAAGAUUCGUCCAAUAAUGUAAUGAUUUGUGAUUUAGAUAAAAAUGACAAGAUAUAAAUGAAUAGUGUGUUUGUAUCUUGAGUUUGAUUGGAUAAUUCUUGAAAGUUGACAUGCCUUAUGUAUUUGUGUUGGCUUGUGCUCUGCUAUAUAAUGGGGCAGUGAGCACACGCAUAUUCAGUUAUUCACUGAUUACUUGCGCACAUAGGUACACACGAGUAAAAAUUGUUAGCACCAAUCAGGAACCGUAUAGAUGCUUACUGACACUGCCUGUUGUGAUUUACUUCCUGCACGACAAGAGAGUUCUUCAUUCAUGGGUGGCUGACAGGGCAUCUUCAGUUUAAGCUGCCGUUGUCGUUACUAUGUGGCUUGAAUCUGAAUUUGCACUAAAACUGGUAGUGAAGUUCUUAUUUUCGUCUGGUUUAGAUCCCUAGACCUUUGUGUCACAUGUGGAGCGUCAACAAAAGUCCGUGCGUUGUCUAUGAUGUUGCACAAAUGUUAUUUCUGCAGUAAGAAGGUUCCAGAGGGAAUAGCUUCAAAGUUAUUUCUGCAGAAGCUUUUUUCCUUUCAGUAAACAGGAAUGCAAAUGCUCCAUUUGCGGCUUCAGAAGGUGGUGGUGUCUUCAUAAGAAGAUCAUCUGAUCCCCCAUUCGGAACUUCCUUCGGAAUUUUGAAGUCUUUCGGGAUGAUGUUUAUGCUUCACACCUUUUCUCCCCUCUUUUGCUUGAGAUUGUCGCAUGUUUUGGCUGUUGCUGAUAACCUAACAUUAUAUAUGAGUUGAUCCCCA
Aegilops tauschii subsp. strangulata is the source of this 5289-nucleotide messenger RNA. Its product is annotated as probable LRR receptor-like serine/threonine-protein kinase At3g47570. The record is from RefSeq and is a predicted model, not a curated record. Gene Ontology annotation, molecular function: protein kinase activity; protein binding; ATP binding. NCBI's taxonomy places the organism in Eukaryota, Viridiplantae, Streptophyta, Magnoliopsida, Poales, Poaceae. Gene Ontology annotation, biological process: protein phosphorylation. Gene Ontology annotation, cellular component: membrane.